Lindgomyces ingoldianus is the source of this 4003-nucleotide messenger RNA. RefSeq names its product rna-dependent rna polymeras-like protein. Gene Ontology annotation, cellular component: nuclear RNA-directed RNA polymerase complex. The record is from RefSeq and is a predicted model, not a curated record. The coding region runs from base 129 to 3806 and encodes 1225 amino acids. Gene Ontology annotation, biological process: siRNA processing. The transcript has 6 exons. Gene Ontology annotation, molecular function: RNA-directed RNA polymerase activity. NCBI's taxonomy places the organism in Eukaryota, Fungi, Ascomycota, Dothideomycetes, Pleosporales, Lindgomycetaceae.
CAAACUCAGACAAAUUGCUCUCAUACACUCUUCCUCACCUUCUGUCCUUCUCGACUUUCCAUCCGCUUUCGAUCAACCUGACUGUCGAUGAAUGGCACACUCGGCUGCUGUGAAAGUUCUGAUACGUUAUGGAUAUCUUCAUCACAAAGCUGCCUCGUGAAAUCAACCAAAAUGAAGUAAAGGUGUUUCUGAAGCCUUACUUCUCAGAUGUCGACAUUCUUGCCUUCGAUGUCCGAAAAAGGGUUGGAAAAUGUCAUGCCAAUAUCACUACCCCCAACCUGAGGUGCGCUGAGUGCUUCCUCCAGAAACAUGGAGGCGAUCAUUCUAGGUAUCCCCCAAAGCCACUCAACUUCCGCGGAAAGGACCUUUACUGCAAACAGGGUAAAUCUUCACCCACACCGUUGAACAUCCAGGCAUUGCGAGAGGACAAUGAGCGCUUGCUAGCAAUGCGAGAUGGUCUCUCUAGAGCGUUACCAGUUUCCAAACCAUCACGGCCGAUAUUUCCCUUCAUUGCACUCCAGCUCGGUACAUGGACCUAUAAUCACCUUGGCAAGUUGGCCUUCGACGAGAAGUAUAAGGAUGGGAGAUCUGGCACGGUGACCUUUGGCAAGAAUGCCUUUGUCAUUUAUCUCCAGCAAGGAGCCCACGCAAACCUUGCCCAUUGCAGGAUCGACAUUUCGUAUUCCAUUAUCGAGCAUGUCGUACCGUCUGCUGGCCACGGCAAAAACCCUAUUAUUUCGUUCACGCUGAGAACGCCUCCAAAGAUCUUCAAAAUUAUCAACACUGAUGAGGUGCAUCUCUAUUCAAAUGAAGAAUCCCCCAUUACUACAUCCUUUGAACGUCUUUCUCUCGAUCCGGCUCAAAAGCGAUUGCGAAGACUCUGCCGGCUCAACAACGAGUUUGAGAAAGCCAACGGCCUGUGUGUAGUCUAUAGGCUUGCUCUGGCAGAUAUGGGCAUGGCGCUUCAGGUAUGGCAGUUUGUGGGACGGUUCUCAGUCAUUCGCCGGGGGGAUGCCUUCAAAACAGCCAUACCAGAAACAAUAUUCCAACGGAUUGAGAUCGAGUACAAAGAGCUCGAAAAGUGUCUCAGCAAUCCCCAACACCACCCAAACGUUGGCUAUGAUGGUCGAUUUCAGCUUUUGGCGCUUGCUCUCGAGGGAUCCCUUUCCCCCAACAUGAUUCAAAUUCUUCUCCCUGAUGUGGACAACCUUGCUCAAACACAUGGCUCCAAGACCGUAGCAGAAGGAAUACGCCAGCUUACUUAUGCCCUCCCAAUCCCAGGACUUCAGACGCCUGCAAGUAAAUUAAGUAAAGGUGCCAUCCUCCAGACCCUCAUUGACAACGUCAAAAGCCUUCUAGAGGUUGAUGCUGCAACCAAAUACUUAGUCGACCAGCAAAAGCAACAAGAUCAUCUUGUCAGAACCCUCGCAGCAACAGUGACUCCAACUGGUAUACUCCUUCGAGGCCCCGAUUUGGGAAUCUCGAACAGAGUCCUUCGGCGAUAUUCUGGCUACACCGAAUAUUUUAUGCGCGUCUCCUUCGCUGAUGAGGAUGGAGUUUCUCUCCUAUAUGACUCCCGUGCUUCACAGGAGGAGGUCUAUGAUCGCUUCAAAAGCGUACUUCAGGGAGGGAUACCGAUCGCAGGACGUGUAUACAAAUUUCUUGGAUUCUCCCACUCGUCAUUACGUAGUCAUACGGUUUGGUUCAUGGCACCUUUUCAGCAUGAGGGAACACUUAUUAUACCAUCCAAUGUCAUCGCAGAACUCGGAGACUUCUCUUCAUUGCACAUUAGCGCAAAAUGUGCCGCACGAAUUGGACAAGCGUUCUCAGAUACGAUGUUCUCGAUACCAAUUCCGAAAGAUGCUUUCGUUACGGAGCAUAUGGCGGAUGUGGAGAGGUUUGGGAAGAUAUUCUCUGAUGGAUGCGGUACGAUAUCUCCGAAAUUGCUCCAAAAGAUAUGGAGGACUCUGCCGCCUGGACUUCAGGGUCAAAAACCGACGGUGCUUCAAAUCCGAUACAGAGGAGCGAAAGGAGUUAUCUCCCUAGACACACGCCUCAUUGGCGAACAGCUCAACAUUCGAAAGAGUAUGACCAAGUUCCCAGCCGGAGAAAGUUGGCAAGACCUUGAAAUCUGUGGCGGCGCAUAUAGGCCUCUGACCAUGUACCUCAACCACCAAUUCAUCAAGAUCCUAGAAGAUCUGAAAGUUCCGCACAAGAAUAUCCUUGACGUUCAGAACGACGCAAUCCAGGAACUCAAGAUGAUGCUCGGUCAUCCUCGUAACGCCGCAUCGUUCCUUGAAAAGUGUCGCAUCGGAACUUCAGCCUGGAUGCCGAAGUUGCUCGAGCUCUUACAUGCCAUCGGCCUCUCAUUCUACGCAGAUAAAUUCUUGAUGGGUGUGCUGGAGAUUGCUGCAAUGUCAACGCUUAGGGAUAUGAAGUACCGUGCUCGCAUUCCAGUCGCCGAAGGUGAUCUUUUGUAUGGUAUCAUGGACGAAAGCAAUACACUAAGAGAAGGAGAAGUAUAUAUCGCUACACGAACGCAAAGACUCGAUGGUGAACCAGUGUAUAAGGUGCAUGUGUAUGAUCGAGUUGCUAUUACUAGAGCACCUGCGUUGCACCCUGGCGAUAUUCAGGUUGUCAGAGCCAUCGACGCACCGAAUAAUUCCUAUCUCAAGGGAUUGUACAAUUGCGUCGUGUUCAGCCAGCAAGGCAAUUGGGAUCUCCCCAGCCAAUUGAGUGGGGGUGAUCUCGACGGUGACCUUUUCCACGUCAUAUAUGAUAAACGUCUGAUUCCUUCGAGAACCGAGCAGCCUGGGGAGUACAAAGCAGCACAGCCAAAAGAUCUCGGAAGGCCCGCAAAACGAGACGAUAUUAUAGACUUCUUCAUUGAGUAUAUGCAAUCAGAUCAACUUGGUCGGAUCUCGAACAUGCACAAGAUCCUAGCAGACCAUAUUGAUGAAGGAACAAAACACUCAGACUGCAGGGCUCUAGCCGAAUUAGCGUCUCAUGCCGUAGACUUUAGUAAGUCCGGACAGCCGGUGGCCAUGGCGGACGCACCAAAGGCCCCCUACCAUCUCAAACCAGACUUCAUGGCUCCUAGCCCAAAUAUUGCCCUUGAGGACAAAGGUGUUGCACUUAUGGAGAGUGAGACAAAUGACAUCGAUGACCUGGAUAGUAUAAGUUUGCUUGAUCCUGAUCAGUCUCGGCUUCGAUAUUACAGGAGCAAACAAAUCCUCGGGAAACUCUACCGCACCAUUGAUGAGCAGGCGUUCUUCAACGAAAUGAAGAAAGUAUCUUCAGCAUCGUCCUACGCCUUAGGGAACGAAAGUCUAAUGGAGAGACUCGAGCGAUAUAUAGACAGAGAGACCAUCGGAUUGCAAUGGAAACACCACUUGCAGUUUGCAGAAGAGAUUCGAGAAUUCUAUUCCAAAAACAUUUUUGAAAUUAUGACAUCACUCGCCACCCACCAUGGCGAACCCCUCAAAGAACUUGAAGUCUUCAGCGGCAACAUCCUCGGCAAGAAGUCCCACGACACGUCCCGUUCGGUCCGCGAAGCCAACCAAGAAAUCCGCGAACGUUUCAACCGCGACGUCACCUCCGUUGUGAAUUAUAUUGUGAGGGGCGAGAGAGCAGGCGACGAAGAGGAAGAGAGUCUCCCGAGAGCGAUCGCAUGUUUCAAGGUGAGCUUGCAGAAGGAGGGUCGGGUCGGCUAUGAGAGGGAAUUGAGGAGUUUCAAAUACGUAGCUGCCGCGGUGUGUUUGGAGCGGCUUGUGCAGUAUCGGGGCGGCAUUCUGCGGUCAAUUUGAGGGAUUGGGACAUUCAAGAGUGAACGGAGCUGGAGACGGAGUCGAAGGUUUCUAGGCGCUUCUAAUGGCCAACUUUAAUACAAACAUGGACUUUGGGUAGCAUGGUUCUCUCGAGCAUAUUAGCGAGUAUCACCAUAGUGUUGGAGCAUUGGAUGGGCAUCAGCAGGUGAUCUUAACGGCUGCUAUAUGGAUUUUAG